AUGAGAUAAUACUAUCUCCUCCAGCUAUUAUAUAGUCUCCUUUUUCUCUUUUCUGCUUUCACAUAACAUUUCCCCUAUAAUCACACACAUAUCCACACCAUCAUUCCCACCAACAUAAAUAAUCUUGAUCAAACAUACACAUAAUAGAACCAGAUUUCAAGAACAAGACCAAGCUAUCAAGAUUAAGAACAAGAAAAGCAAAAAGAGACUUCACUAGGAGAAGAAGAAUGGGAAGAGCACCGUGUUGUGACAAGGCGAACGUGAAGAAAGGACCUUGGUCUCCAGAGGAAGAUGCAAAGCUCAAAUCAUACAUCGAAACGAGUGGCACUGGAGGAAACUGGAUCGCUUUGCCUCACAAGAUUGGUUUGAAGAGAUGUGGGAAGAGUUGUAGGCUGAGGUGGCUUAAUUAUCUAAGACCAAACAUCAAACAUGGUGGCUUCUCAGAGGAAGAAGAAAACAUUAUUUGUAACCUUUAUCUUACUAUUGGUAGCAGGUGGUCUAUAAUUGCUGCUCAAUUGCCUGGACGAACAGACAACGACAUAAAGAACUAUUGGAACACGAGACUCAAGAAGAAGCUUAUUAUUAAACAACGCAAGGAGCUUCAAGAAGCCUGUAUGGAGCAACAAGAGAUGAUGGUGAUGAUGAAGAGACAACAACAGCAACAACAACAACAACAGAUCCAAACCACUUUCAUGAUGAGACAAGACCAAACAAUGUUCACAUGGCCACUUCAGCAGCUUCCUCAUCAUGAUAACGAUGACCAAUUACCAGAUCUUUUCAUGAAUCAAACCAACUCGUUUUGUGACCAAGAAGAUGUUAAGCCAGUGAUCAUCAAGAACAUGGUCAAGAUCGAAGAUCAGCAACCCGAGAGAACAAACGCUUUUGAUCAUCUCUCCUUCUCUCAACUUUUGUUAGAUCCUAAUGAUAACCACUUAGGAUCAGGAGAAGGUUUCUCCAUGAACUCGAUCUUGAGCACCAACACAAACACUCCAUUGCUUAACACAAAUAUCAAUCAUCAGUGGUUCGGAAACUUCCAGACCGAAGCCAUGGACUUGUUUUCGGGAGCAACAAGUACUUCCGCAGAUCAAAGCAUCAUACGUUGGGAGGACAUGAUAAACUCUGUUGUUUAUUCUGAUUCAAAGCAAUGUUGUUAAUUAAUUAUUCCUAAGAUGAAACGUACAUCAAUAUUUUAUAUAUGUGGGGGUAAUACAAGCCUAGGGUAAGUAUAUGGGAUGAGAAUGACGAUCAAUAUAUUUUGUAUAAAUUUAUUGAUAUAUAGCUUUAGUUUGAAUUCGACGAUGUUAAAAUAGAUCCUAACGUACUAUAGUCGCAUCUGGAUAGACGAAUUUUUGUGAUUGUUAAUUUCUUUAAUAAGAACUUGUAUGGCCGUAUGGUUGCU
This is a messenger RNA of Thlaspi arvense, 1399 nucleotides long. The record is from the annotation of a GenBank genome assembly. NCBI's taxonomy places the organism in Eukaryota, Viridiplantae, Streptophyta, Magnoliopsida, Brassicales, Brassicaceae.